AAACAGCAAUAGGACAACGCUAAAACAACACUGCUUGCAGCUGGGCGCACGCUCAGUUGCACUUUCUUCUACUCUACGGCCAUGGCUCAGGCUCAGGCCUACCACCAACCAUUUGUGCAGGCCAACAAGGGCACCCUGAUGCCUGGCCAGGCCAUUACCGUCAACAAAUACACUGUCCAGAUCGAACGCUACCUCAGCCAAGGUGGAUUCGCCCAUGUUUAUCUUGUUAGGACGGCCACACCUGUACUUAACACGACACAUCAUGUCCUCAAGCGAAUAGCAGUUCCCAAUGAGGCUAUGCUUGCAGAAGUAAAGAAAGAAGUGGACAUAAUGAGGAUACUCAAAGGCCAUCCCAAUAUUGUCUGCCUCAUAGAUGCAGCUUGGCAUCGGAUGGCGAACGGAACAUACGAAGUCUUCAUCUUAAUGGAGUUCUGUCCUGGUGGCGGCAUCAUUGACAUGAUGAAUCGUCGUCUUCGCGAACGGCUUACCGAGCAGGAGAUCCUAACAAUUUUCGUCGACGUGUGUGAAGGUUUGGCUGCUAUGCACGCUCUGAAACCUCCGCUUCUGCACAGAGAUUUGAAAGUCGAGAACAUACUGCAGGCCUCGGAAACCUCUUUCAAGCUCUGCGAUUUUGGUAGUGCUACACCAGUGCAAAAGGUUCCUAGCAACACCCAGGAGAUUCGCAUGCUUGAAGCUGACUUGAACCGCCAUACGACGCUUCAAUACCGAGCUCCAGAAAUGGUGGAUGUGUAUCUCAGGAGACCGAUCGACGAGAAGAGCGACGUAUGGGCUUUGGGCGUCCUGUUGUACAAGUUGUGCUAUUACACAACUCCUUUCGAAGAACAUGGUCCUCUGGCGAUUUUGAAUGUUCAGUAUAAGAUCCCGCCAUAUCCUGUGUAUUCCCAACAGAUGAACUCCUUAAUUGCCUCCAUGCUUCGGGAGCAUGGUACGCAGCGUCCAAGCGUAUUUGAGGUUCUCAAUCACGUCCAUACAUUGCGUGGUACCAAAUCGCGCUGUUCCUACCAGCUACCGUCCAAGCAACCGCCUCUCUCUCCGCGUGCUCUUGCUCCUGGGCCUCUUCAGGCACUUUCUCCAAACGUUAUGUCACCUCCAUCUCCAAGAACCAAUCCGCUUGACGAUUUAGUAUUUUAUAAAUCACGUCAACCAUCUCUAUCGCCCGCCAGGAACGCGGGUGUAGAAGCUAGGGAAAAGGUGCUUGAUGCAAUUGCUCCUAUGCGUCGUGGGAGGCCUGCGUCCGCUGUCAUAUCAACGCCUCCAUCUAGUCCUAGAAAGGAGAGGAACGUAGCACCUCUCGGUACCCAUAUGAAGUUUGGCACAGAUGGUGAUCGGGCAUGGCACGGUGUCCGAGGGCACAAGUCUGGUAUGGCGACUUUCGGUGGUGGUGCGAACUUGAACGCAAGCAAUCAUGAUGCUUGGGGACUCAGUGGACGGGAGAAAGAUCGGGAUCAGAGAGAUGGGAAAUCCGAGGAGAAAGCCAAAGGUUUCGAUAACGAUUUUGCCUCAUUUGGGAGAGGAUUUGGGGAUUCAUUUCAACCUGCAAAGUCUCCUUUGCCCCCUCCAUCACCGAAGAUCCCCCAGUCUCAGAACCAAAGCCAUCCUCAAACGCAGCCAACGUCCAUUCCUCGACCCACCCCGUCUCCGUCAAAGCCAGCCCCAUCUCCUCAUCCGCAGUCUAAGGAUGCUUUUGAAGGUCUUGGACUUACUUCUCCGCCGCCUCCGCCAACUCUUGGUGAAGCGCGUCGUGUUCGAACUGGCGUUGCCACUCUAGGUGCGCCAGCAAGUUCUGAUGCUUCAAACAGGUCAGGCAGAUCUGCGAGCAAUUAUCUCAAUGCGCCAUCCACUGGUCAAGUUCUAGGAAUUGGCACAAGUAAUACCACGUAUCGCCCUCCAAGCUCGCAUUCUCCCAUGCCCUCUGCUUCUUCCAAACCCGCCCGCUCCGCCUCGCCUCAAGUUGAGGCCUGGAAGCCACAUGGUAAUCUAUCUGCGAGCUCAUCGCGGAGUUUCGGGGAGAUGUCAGUGGAAGAGCGUUUCCCCUCGUUAGAGGAUCUUGACCGGGAAUUUACAUCGCCAUUGGUCACCCCGCAUGGCAAGGAGAAAUCAAUACACGUACCCUCACAACCAUCUUCAACGGAGCGCAUAGGCGAGAAGCACUUACCUGCGAGGCCGCUUUCACGAGGUCCGGGAGGUGGCCUUCGUACUGGAAACCUACCAGGCAUAAACGGUACUACCGCUGGUACAACUCCGGCCACUAGCAGUAAUAGGUUUAACGGAGUGAAGUCUCAACAAGUCACUGGCGCGGCUAUGCGGGAGUCUCGUAUGGCUAGUUCCAGGCAACCGACAGCCAAUUAUUCACAGGGCGACUAUCUUUCGGGUGGCAGAGAUGUGCCGACUUCGCCGUCGAGACCUCAGUUGACGAGGAGACACCGCAGUUCUAUCUCGAUAAAACCCACUCAACGUGCGCCUCCGCCUGAAGCGACCCUCAUUUCAACUUCGGCUCAAUUGUCCCCGCCUGCUCUUCCUCCUAGACCUUCCGCCAGUCCACGUCAGGAAUCGCGCGAUUGGCUUACCGGCGCUUCGGAUGAUGAAGCUUCGAGUAAAUCUCAGCCUGUGUUGAGGGAGAGUCCAAGUAAACGCGCCUCUUUCAUUGAGAAGAGUCCUGUCAUGAUACAGAAACCGCUUGAAGCCGUCACUGGUUCUCAAGACUGGCCUACUAGUCAGGAUUUAGAGAAACAGAUUGAGCAGCAACGCGAGAAGGAACGUAUGAAGGAGCAAGAGAGGGCGAAGGAGCGCGAACGCCAGCGACAUCGUGAACAUGAACGCGAACGCGACCGUGUGAAAGAGCUGGAACAUCAGAAGGGACGAGAGAAGAAUAGGUCGCGCGCCGCUUCUACGAAAUCAACGAAAGCUUUUGUUACUCGGACUGGGACUGGGACGCAACCUUCUGACCGUAGCUUGCAACUGCCUCGUGUGGAUACAAACGCAGCUCAACGCAGCAGUGCUGGCUCUUCUCCUAGUGGUCUAACUAGUAAUUGGAGUCCUAUAGAGUCGACUUCUAGGCCUCCUUCCCCUGCUAAACGCGGUUCCACUUCUUCAUCUUCCGACGAUGGUCCUGAGGAUCUCAAUGGCUUCGUACCGAAAGGCGGCAUUCGACAGAAGGUCAAAGAGCAUGAUGAAGUGCGAAAGGGCCACAUCACCACUACGCCGCUUAAAGAAGAACCUGCUCGACGACGGAGAAGCAAAGGCAGACAAAGUUCCGUGCAUGACCUGGUCGACCUUUGGGGAGGUGGUGUUGACAAAGAUGCCAAGGUUCCACGAUCCACAUCGCCUGACAAGAGGAGUAUGAUUAUCAUGCCAUCUUCUACAAGUAAACCACGUUCUUCGUCUCCUCAGCCAUUGAUAUCUACAGCUACUUCUGACGAAUCUCCUCUUGCAACGACGACAAGUCGCUUCAUGCCGCCUAGACCUCCUUCAAGCCAACAACAUCGCAGAGCACCAUCUACCAAGCCUACGCCUAAUGCUCGCGCUCUCCCAGCUCCGAUUCCAACAGCGUCAUCAGGUCGUGCUCGUCCACAGUCAAUGAUCGUAAGCCCAAGGAGCGCCCCGCUGGAAAGCAAAGCCAAUGCGCCCACACGAGGCUCUCUGUCUUCCUCCGUUUCCGCGCAGCAGCAAACACUGUCACCGCCCGCCCCAGAUGCACGUUCAAGGAGGUCUGCACGGAGGUCUUCGAUUUCAGAUAUGGUUCAGCGGUAUGAAGCGAUCGGCGGAAGACCAGGACCGGGACCUCCUGCACCUGCUGCGAAACCAGCUGGACUUAGCGUUAAGGUAGCUUCCACCGGAGUAGGAGGAUCGACAGGGGGUGCCACUAGCACCGAUACCGGGCUAUCUUCACCUGCUAGUGCCGCUUCGAGGUUCCCAAGGUUGUCACCGACAAGUUCGCCUGUGCUGUCGAAAGCUAGUUUGGCUGUACCUGAUGAUUCCGAUCACGGUCAAGCCAUCACCCCUGCUGCUAUUCCGGUUCCUUCGCAGAAGGACGUAUUAUCAAGAGGCAGGGCGUCCCCUGCUCCUAGUCUAAGUGGCCUGCCUACGCGUGGAUCUGCCAGUUCAAGCUUCAUGAAGAAUCCUGAUAUACAUGCGGCCGCUGUCAACGGACUCCCAAGAGGCGCGUCACCAUUACAGAUUAGCAGGCCGUCUCCGGGGAUUACAUCUCAAGAGCCUGUACCGGCUUCUCCUACUAGGAAGGUCGUGACGCCGCCAGAAGAGCCUCGAUCGCCUUCUCCUGAGAAACCUUAUCAGGGCGUGUCGAAGUUGAUUGACCGGUGGCAACGUGCUGUUGAAGAGUCGGGGGAGAUUGGUGUGGGCAAGGGUGCGGGACCGAAGAGGGGGAGUUUGUCAGGGAGAGGACGGUAGUUUUGAUAGGGAUGCUGGGCGAUUUGGUUUCGUUGCGGGUCUGGAUACUUUUCAAUUGUGCAAAUUUACUAGAUACCACCAUUUCGAUACAUAUAUCUCUUGCAUGGAAUACGGUUGCAUUUAAUUUAAUAUUCAUGACGAUCACGAUUCACGACCAUUGUAACAAUGAGCGAACAAGUUGAUUGACUGAUUGAAGAAGGCCGGCUUCCAUGUCUCUACGAUUAUACAAACGAAUACACAUAUUUAAACUC
This is a messenger RNA of Somion occarium, 4679 nucleotides long. The record is from the annotation of a GenBank genome assembly. NCBI's taxonomy places the organism in Eukaryota, Fungi, Basidiomycota, Agaricomycetes, Polyporales, Cerrenaceae.